Messenger RNA from Eimeria maxima, 1362 nucleotides. RefSeq lists its product as hypothetical. Lineage: Eukaryota; Apicomplexa; Conoidasida; Eucoccidiorida; Eimeriidae. Bases 1 to 1362 code for a protein of 453 amino acids. The record is from RefSeq and is a predicted model, not a curated record. The transcript is spliced from 2 exons.
AUGGUGCGUUCCAUUGCAAUUGCUGCAGCAGCAGCGUAUCUGACCGUGUUCGUUGCGGAGGGUUCUAAUGCUCCCGAGAUUUCUCCCCAAGGAGUUUCUUCCAUUCCGAGUCAUGAAGAUGGAGUUUCAAAUACAGAACAACAACCUGCCCAGCAGUCACCUGCCGAAACAACAUCUACCGAAGCCCGGCCUUCCUCGCCGGUUAGCCUUCUAACAUCGCUGCUUCGUCUCGCGAGCUCUGUGAUUGCCGCGACCCGGUUCCGGAAGCAAGCUGCCGGAGAUUCCCAAGUUAGUGAUGGGAUCAGUAGAACAGGGGAGCCAUCCUUUGGAGAAUCUUCAAGCGAUGUAGCAGAUAUAGUAGAAGCCGCUCUAAAAGCAAGUGUCAUUCUCCCACCAGCACGUGGCCCUGGUGUUCUGGGUAAAAAGGAGGUGGAAACAAGAACCAGAUAUAUGGAGAAGGUACUUCAGCUUAUCGAAGAAUGUGAGGAAUCAGAUGAUAAAGUUGCUAGCACCGGCCAAACUCUUGGUCAUGUACUGCGCCUGGCAGAUGAUUGCGCCAGUUACUACGACAGAUCUGAAUUCGACGACAGUGUUACUCUCCUACAGCUCACCGACUAUUUAUCUGCAUUCGAUAAGUUGAAGGAUGCCCUUAAGCGCUACCGGGGCACCGACGAAUCUUCAGAUGAUGCAGAAAAAGUUGUAGAAGCCGCUCUAAAAGCAAGUGUCAUUCUCCCACCAGCACGUGGCCGUGGUGUUCUGGGUAAAAAGGAGGUGGAAACAAGAAUCAGAUAUAUGGAGAGGGUACUUCAGCUUAUCGAAGAAUGUGAGGAAUCAGAUGAUAAAGUUGAUAGCACCGGCCAAACUCUUGGUCAUCGACUGCGCCUGGCAAGUGAUUGCGUCAGUUACUACGAUAGACCUGAAUUCGACGACAGUGUCACUCUCGAACAGCUCACCGACUUCAAUUCUCUAUUCGAUAAGAUGAAGGAUAUCAUUAAGCGCCACUGGGGCACCGACGAAUCUUCAGAUGAUGUUGAAAAAGUGGUAGACGCCGCUUUCAGAGCAAUUGUCGUCCUCCCACCGGCACGUGGUCAUGGUGUUCUGGGCCCAAAGGAAGUGGCAACAAGGAUCCGGUGGAUGCAGAAGGUGCUUCAAUAUAUCAACGAGUGUGAGGAGUCAGGUCAUAAUGUUGAUAGCACCGGCCAAGUUCUUGGCCAUCGACUGCGCCUGGCGGGCUACACCCGUGGGUACUACGGAAAUCCUCAAUUUGACGACAAUGUUGAUCCACAACAGGUCUCCAAGUACAAGCAUCUAUUCGGAGAGGUGUUGGAUGUUCUUAAGCGUCACUUUCCUACGGAGGCCUAG